Molecule: messenger RNA, 2520 nt
Organism: Myripristis murdjan (pinecone soldierfish)
Lineage: Eukaryota; Metazoa; Chordata; Actinopteri; Holocentriformes; Holocentridae
Gene: spra
Product: sepiapterin reductase a
Exons: 3
Coding region: 147-956 (269 amino acids)
Biological process (GO): tetrahydrobiopterin biosynthetic process
Molecular function (GO): sepiapterin reductase (NADP+) activity
Source: RefSeq, a predicted model, not a curated record
AGAAGAAAACCAGGACGCACGUUUUGAUGUAAAGCAGCUCGCCCAGCAGAAGUGGUUAGUUUCAUGGACCUGAUGAGUAUAUCGCCACAUUAACCAGUCUUUGCCCUAUAAAAACACUGGUCUGGUUUCACUCGCAGGCGCCAAUCAUGCAGGCUGACGUGCCGCCCCGUGAAGACUUGGGCCGGGCGCUGUGCAUCAUCACCGGGGCCUCCAGAGGAUUUGGCCGGACGAUAUCGAAGGAAGUCUCCCGGCUGGUGAAGCCGCGGUCUGUGCUGGUCCUAGCGGCCCGGUCCGGGGACGACCUGCGGGCUCUGCAGGCGGAUCUGGCCGCGUCGGACGCAGGCGGGACAGGCCUGGUGGUACACUGUGUAGAGGCGGACCUGGGGCUGAAGGAAGGGGUGGAAAGUGUUAUCAGAGCAUCCAAAGAGGCGUCCUCUGAAGACAUCGAUCAUCUCAUAUUAGUCAACAAUGCUGGCUCUCUAGGGGACGUGUCUCGCUACACCAAGAGCUUCAUCAACAUGUCUGAGGUGGACUCCUACUUGUCGUUCAAUGUCAGUUCGGCCAUGUGCCUCACUGCUGGCGUGCUGCAGGCUUUCCCACAGCGGGCUGGUCUGAAGCGAACCAUCGUCAACAUCACGUCGCUGUGCGCCUUGCAGCCUUUCCCCUCCUGGGUGCUGUACUGCACCGGCAAGGCUGCCCGGGAGAUGAUAUUCAGGGUGUUGGCAGAGGAGGAGCCUGACCUGCGGGUGCUCAGCUAUUCUCCAGGGCCUCUGGAUACAGCCAUGCAGAUGGAGGCCAGAACCAAAACAGCCGACCCCAGCCUCAGGGAGACCUACUCAGCCAUGUUCUCCCAGGGCCAGCUGCUGACCUGUGAGGCCUCCUGCGCCAAGCUGAUGAAGGUGCUGCUGGAAGAUGACUACCCAUCCGGAGCUCACCUCGAUGUCUAUGAUGUGUAGAGACCUCACGUACUUACAGCAACGAGAUUAGUUGAGUUGUGAUUUAAGAUUCUCCAGAUGGGACAGAAGAAUUUGUCUGAGACAAAAUAUUUUGCCUUGAUGAAAAGGUUAACAUGUUUUUGGUGAUAGAAAAGUAGAUUAAUGUUCAUUUGAGUUGAUCAUAUGACUCGACAUUCCUUCUUGACAAACUUCUCUCUCAGGUUGUCACUUUCUUUGAUAAAGGAUAAACCUGUUGCAAGAAUAGAAAUUAACCAAUGCUCAGGGGGAAGGGGCCCUUGUGAUUUCUCAAAAAAAUAAAAUAGAGCACGCUGCCUAAAGCGGUGGAGAAUGCAGGUCUCAAACAAAAUACUGUGACAAUAAAAAUAAAGCAACCAAUUUGGUGUAAAACCGAACACUUUGGGAGUUAGUUAUUGGGGACAGAGUGAGGAAAAUGCCUGUGACAAGUUUCCAGAGGUGGGAGUUUAAAACAAAUCACAAUGGUAAUAACUUAAUGUUUCUAAUGAAUAGAUGUAGAUACAACUAUAAAAUAAGAGAAACAGUUUUUGGUGUGUGGUUGAAUUUCAGCUAUAAACCUUGAUGAGUGUGAACAGAACAAAAGGAAGUGACAUAAUUUUUAGCCAUAUAAGAUGGUUAAUGUGUUGUCCUGGCCAACAGUUUGGCUCUGCUCACCAUAAAAAUUAUUAACUGGAAUGGUUAGAACAAUUGUUUUCUCCCCCCUAAGACUUUUGCAUUCACUUCCAAACCUUUUACAUUAUCCAGAGACUUUCAUUGUAGCAGUAGUAGUAUGUUUUAUUCAGUCAUCAACGCACAGUGCAAUAACAGUAUAUACAAUAUAUAAUCUAUUAUACAAUAAAUAUAAAGAGUCUAGACAGUAUACUGUAAACACAGUAAUUAAAAGUGAGACUGAAAAGGCACAGGCAUAACCUUCCCAUAUGCCUGCCCUACUUUCUUAUCAGUUUUACCUUCCAGAAAUAGAAAAUAAUAAGUUAAGCACCGAACUGUCAUAUAUCUCAAACCAAAUCAAAUGACUGUAAACUGUAUCUUUAUGGUUUGUUUACCAGCUGGUGAUGCUAUUGUGAUAUUUCUGCUCUUGUUCAGGUCGUGAGCUCACAGUCAUCUGCAGUCCUGUCAAAUACAGUGAGAGCUGCAGAGGAUAGUGUCAUGGUGCCUUACCUGAAAUAUCUGUUUAAAAUCUGUGUUACAUUUCUCUUGUGUACUUUGUCUGUUCCACGUUGUUCAGAGUUGUAAACAGUGAAUGACGCUGGUGCUGUGCUUUAACAUUUUGAUAUGUCGAGUCUUUAAUGAAGAUGUUGCUUUUCAUUUUCCACUCAAGCUUCAUGUGACCAGGUCGGUCUGCUCUACACAAAUAAUUAUUUGUGUGUUCACUUUAAUAUAUGAAUAUGUGUUUCACACAUUCCUCUAGAGAAUGCUUGCUUUAUUGUAUAUGAAUAUUAUUACUGAAAAACAGUUUAAUAUGUAAUUGUUCUCAAUUGGUUCUCCAAAUCACUUUAUUGUAAUUUGUAGCCGUAUAUUACAGAAAUAAACAAAUAAAAUCAAUUUAUCA